GCAUUGUGGGAGCUUCCGGUUCUCUCCGUGUGACAUUGGAGCGGUGAGGUAACGUGCUGUUCCAGAUUUCUCAGCUUGUGCCUGGAAAGAGUUUGUCCGGAUGGGUGCGACCACAUCCAGUCCUGCGGCAACAGUGAGCGCCGAGGGAAUGGCAGCCCCUCAUCUCAGCCUUGAUGCGAAACAGCCUUCCUCUGAUGCUGUUCACAAAGCACAUCCUGGAGCUUCCCUCUCAGGGACCCCCCCACCGGAGUGUCCCAUGCACAAGGCGGUACCUGCUGCUGCAGCUGAAGUGGUUGGGGCCCCCUCUGCCGGGCCUGCACAUCAAGAUCGGGCUUAUGAAUUUGUGGAGUGUCCUAUGAGGGCUGCCUCUGGGUCCCCCAAAGAUCUUGGUGACAUUGAUCCUGCAAACAUGAUGCCCCCACCAAACCAGCUUCCUGCUCCUGAUCAGCCAUUUUCUCUGGGUAUGACCCGGGAGGAGUCCACAAUUCCACGUGCUGGAACACACAAGAACUGGGUCUACCCUUCUGAACAGAUGUUCUGGAAUGCUAUGCUUCGCAAGGGGUGGCGUUGGAAGGAUGAUGAUCUUACCCAACGGGACAUGACAAACAUCAUCAAAAUUCACAACCAAAACAACGAGCAGGCAUGGCAAGAAAUCCUGAAAUGGGAAGCACUCCAUGUAAAGGAGUGUCCAUGUGGACCUUCUCUGAAACGGUUUGGAGGGAAAGCUAAGGAGUUCUCUCCAAGGGCCAGGAUUCGUAGUCUAAUGGGCUACGAGUUGCCAUUUGACAGACAUGACUGGAUAGUAGACCGCUGUGGGAAAGAAGUGCGAUAUGUUAUUGAUUACUAUGAUGGAGGUGAGGUGGACAAGCACACGUACCAGUUCACCAUCCUCGAUGUACGCCCUGCAUUCGAUUCUCUUGGAGCUGUGUGGGAUCGCAUGAAAGUAGCUUGGUGGAGGUGGAGCUCAUAAGUUCAUGCUUUACAGUUUGGGGAUAAAGGGAAAUUGAAAUUAAUAGAAAGUUUGACUCUGUAUUAAGUGAAGGUAACGUUGCUGCCGGCAGUGCACAAGAAGCAUACUAAUCUAAGAAGUGUGCAACCAGUAUGCAAUAAACCACUGAGCUCUUGAGGGACACCUGUUACAGACAAUGGAUGCAGGUGAAACAGGUUUUAUCAUCAGUGAACGUUUUGUUUUUAAUUAACAUCCAUACCUUCAUUACAUUUAAUUUCUCUUCUGAAAAAUACAUACAUUCAUUUGUGCUGUGUGUGAACUGUUAUAACAAGUUAACUUUGAUUAGCAAAUUAUUGCUGCCUUAGCAGUUAAGUCAACUGAUUUGGAUUACAAUUUACAUGUUCCAUACAAGUUAAUGCCCACUUGCAAAUGUUAACCAGCAGUCUUUCAUUUUAAAAAAUUUCAUCAAAUCAUUAAUCUGAAUUAAAUAGGAAAUAUUGUAUUAAUACUAACCUUUUCUUUUACUUGGAACCUAUCGUGCAGUUUUUUUGUUCAGAGAAUUGCAAAUACUCAAACAUGUUUGUCCAGUAGUGGAAACCUCUAGUCUAUCAAGUUUUUGUCCAAAUAAUGUAAAAUGACUUUACCUGUGCAGAGUUCAUGUUCGCCCUGAUUUUGGUCACUUUUUCUGACUAAGCUGGUUCUGAUGUACCUUGAAUACAUUCAGCUGGGUGAAUUUGAGUUUGGUGAAACAAGAUGAAUUUUAACAUUCAUCAUUCAGUUUUAUUGAUUGCAGUAGAAUACAUUUUCUGUUUCAUGAGCCUGAAGGCAAACUCCAUUGAUUUAUGCAAAUGUAUCACUUGGUUUGCAAUGGCAGGCUUUCAUUAAUUUUUUUUUUUUUUUUUUUUUCCGUGAGUCUCAUGAGUGUAUAUUACUUGUAUAAUACUUCAUAACCACUUUCUGGAAGGAUAUGUUAUCAAUGGGAUUUUCCAUUUUGGUUCACUGUACCUUUUUAGUGUUUAUAAUGGCACUGUGUGCUAUGUUGAAUGUCUGAAAUGUGAAUGUUUGUAAUGUACAUUUUCAGUUUUGGAAAAAAAUUUUCUGAGGAUUUCUUGAGGUAUCAGUACCUUGGGGUCAGUGCAGCAGAUUUAAAUUUUCUCAUUUUCUUUCCACUAUAAAGGUAGGAGUGACUAACUCCAGAUACUGUUUAUGUUCUGUGGAGUGUAUCUUUAUGGGCUAAAAACAGGGAAAACCCAAAGAUACAGUCUAACAGAAGAUUUUGUGGGACAAGUGAACAUUGUCACCAUUUUUCUGCUUUUUUGAGAGGACAUUAGAAACAACAUGACUUCUGGUAAAAAAAAUAUAUUUUUUGUCUCUAUUAGUUUCUAAGACUUGGUGCACUCAUGAAUUCGUACUUGCGUCCAUCAGAAACAACUGGAUUGAUAAAAAGUAGUCAGUAUUCUUUUGAUUCAGAAUUUUAAAAUUAAGCAUACAAUGUCAGAAAUUUCACCAUAGGUUUAUUAAGCCUCUGCUUCAGAAUUGUAAUCCUGAUGGAAAACUUAUUUAUGAAAACGGUUUUGUUGCUAUACAAAUACUGUUUACAAACAUUAAAUAAAAUGUGCA
This is a messenger RNA of Scleropages formosus (Asian bonytongue), 2569 nucleotides long. RefSeq names its product cytochrome c-type heme lyase-like. NCBI's taxonomy places the organism in Eukaryota, Metazoa, Chordata, Actinopteri, Osteoglossiformes, Osteoglossidae. The record is from RefSeq and is a predicted model, not a curated record. Bases 101 to 970 code for a protein of 289 amino acids. The transcript is spliced from 7 exons. Gene Ontology annotation, biological process: cytochrome c-heme linkage. Gene Ontology annotation, molecular function: holocytochrome-c synthase activity. Gene Ontology annotation, cellular component: mitochondrion.